AUUUUGUCAAUUAAUUCUGUUACCUUCGUAGUUGUCAACCACCACAUGGAGACACUGAAAACAGGAGGGAUAGAGAGUGGAAACUUCUCGGUGUUGUCAGUUGACAGCAAGUAUAAUCAACUACUUGUAGGAGCAAGAGAAAAUGCAUUCCUAGUGGAUCUUGGAGACAUAAAUAGUUUUGAAUCCUGGAAUUUGACCAGCCCAAGCCUUGGAUGUGAUAAAGGACAGAAUGGUUCUUGCCAUAACUAUGUGAAGUUAAUGCUGCCAUUUGAGGAGAGGAUAUUUAUCUGUCUGACAGUGGGCUGCACCUGGAGAAAUAGGACAAAUUUGGAUGCAGCACCAGGCAGAGAUAGAAAUCAGAAUGUGUUUAUAAAUGAUGAAAAUUAUCAUAGCAGACCAAGUCAAAAUGACACAGGUGUCAUAACAGAAGAUGGAAGAGUCUUCAGAGGAACAAUAAAUGUGGCAACAAGAUUAUCCAUGAUUCAUAGUAAGAGUUUUAAGCCCAGAAUUGGAGAACUGGCCACUGAUUUUACGUCUGAAAGAGACCUUUACUUUGAUGUACAUUUUGUCAAGAGUUUCAUCAUUGGGAAUUACGUGUAUGUCUUUUUUCGUGAGGGAACAUUGGAAUGCGCAAGCUGUGGAAACAAUGGCCCGCCAUCUUCAGCAAUAUGUGUGUACAAUUUGACGGAUGUCAAUAAUGUUUUUCACACGAGUCCUCUCAAGAGUAGAGAGGCAGGAAGUGGAAAGUGGGUGACCUUGGAGAACAAAUUUAGAAAGUAUUUUGAGGGGUGCAAAAUAAACAAGACGUACUUGAUUCCUAAACCCCGUCCAGUCCCAGACGGUUUGAUGGGAACGAAGAACAUGCUUUUUAAAGUGUAUCGAGACCUCUUGCACGAUCCUCUUAUGCGUGAUCCAGUGCUACCCACCAGCCUCGACUCGGUUCAAAACCAAGGGAACAAAGCCUGGUUUGUCAAGGAUGGGAUCAGGAUGACAGCCAUUGUUCUGGACAAAGUUGGUGAACACACUGUUGUAUACACAUCAACAGACCGAGGAUCUGUGCUUAAAAUUUCACAAGUUGCUGGCCUUCUUCAACCCUGCCUUCUCACCGAAAUCGACCUUUUCCCGAUCAACAGACAAGAAGUCAUAAAAGCUAUGACGAUUGAUCCAAAACAGCAUGUCCUGUACCUCGGCUCAGAAACAGUUCUUAAAAAGUUGAGGUUGAAGCAGUGUGGCAAUCACACGGACCGUAGGUCCUGUUCAUCUGCUAUUGAUCCUCAUUGUACAUGGAUGAAGAAAACAAGGCGUUGUGUUUCAGUUCUAUCCUUAAGAGAGGAAUUGGGAAAAGGCUGGAGUACUUGUCCAAAGAAAAUAGAACUAAUCGCAUGGUCCCCUUGGAAAACUUGUGAAGGCAGUGAUGGAAAUCUUUGUCGAUGUCAAGCUCGUCCCUGCCAGGACAGGCAAAACUCCUCCUGUCAGGGUGGAUACGAAUUACGAUUUGAAAACUGCACAGUGGACAUAAAUGUCGGAUGGGAAGGGAGAGAAGAAUGGGAGAAGUAUGGUGUGCAACACGGCAACUGGGGUGCAUGGGAUACUUGGACGGAUUGUGAAACAAAGCCAUGGGUUGGGGUAAGAAAGCGGACAAGAAACUGUACUAAUCCAGUCCCCAGGAGGGGAGGGAGACCGUGUGUAGGAGAGGCUGUGCAAUUUGAGUCCUGUAACUUGGGAAAACACGGUAAGAAGUACUGGUAAAUGGUCUUCUGUUACUUUAAAGUUACAGCACUU
Pocillopora damicornis (cauliflower coral) is the source of this 1782-nucleotide messenger RNA. Its product is annotated as semaphorin-5A. Gene Ontology annotation, biological process: neural crest cell migration; positive regulation of cell migration. The record is from RefSeq and is a predicted model, not a curated record. Gene Ontology annotation, cellular component: plasma membrane. Gene Ontology annotation, molecular function: chemorepellent activity; semaphorin receptor binding. NCBI's taxonomy places the organism in Eukaryota, Metazoa, Cnidaria, Anthozoa, Scleractinia, Pocilloporidae.